AUGGUGUUCCAAACGGCUUUGUAUGCCAUUUGGAGAGAGAGGAGUUCCCGACGUCACGGAGGCCCUUGGGUAACUGUGGAGAUGCUUACUCGAGCUAUUGACAAGCAGAUUCAGAAUUGCAUCUCCUCACUUCGCUAUGUCUUCAGCCAUCCACUGGAGGGGCUGCGAAGGCGUUGGUUUGAAGUUAGCUAUUCAUCUUAG
This is a messenger RNA of Eruca vesicaria subsp. sativa (arugula), 201 nucleotides long. The record is from the annotation of a GenBank genome assembly. Lineage: Eukaryota; Viridiplantae; Streptophyta; Magnoliopsida; Brassicales; Brassicaceae.